AAUCAAACGCAUUGAAUCGAAGCAGUUCUGCGAGAAACAGACAUGGCUGGCCUGAUCUUCUUCUCAGGUCACAUAUCUUGCCUGAUCUUCUUCUUUCUACUUUUGGGCUUGGCAUUUUCUCCAGCUGAAGCAGCCGUAAAGAGAUACCAAUUUGAUAUUCAAAUGACAAACGUGAGUAGACUCUGCCAUGCAAAGCCCAUAGUAACGGUGAAUGGGAGGUUUCCAGGGCCAACUAUUUAUGCCCGAGAAGGAGAUAGAGUGCAAAUCAAUGUCACAAACCAUGUGCCGUAUAACUUGUCAAUUCACUGGCAUGGACUGAAGCAAUAUCGCAAUGGUUGGGCUGAUGGACCUGCUUAUAUUACACAGUGCCCUAUCAAAACUGGAAGUAGCUACACAUAUGACUUCAACGUUACAGGACAACGGGGGACUUUAUGGUGGCACGCCCACAUUCUUUGGCUGAGAGCUACUGUGUAUGGUGCCAUUGUGAUCAUGCCUAAGCCUGGAACCCCAUUUCCUUUCCCUCAGCCAGCCAGAGAAUUCGAAAUUCUUUUAGGGGAAUGGUGGAACAAUGACGUGGAGUUGAUUGAAAAGCAAGGAAACAGAAUGGGGUUGCCGCCAAAUAUGUCUGAUGCGCAUACGAUCAAUGGGAAGCCUGGACCACUCUUUCCUUGCUCUGAGAAACAUACAUUUGCAAUGGAGGUUGAGCAGGGGAAGACCUACCUUCUCAGAAUCGUCAACGCUGCGCUCAACGAUGAGCUUUUCUUUGGGAUUGCGGGUCACAACAUGACAGUGGUGGAAGUUGACGCAGUUUACACGAAACCAUUCACAACACAAGCAAUUCUGAUAGCUCCUGGACAGACCACAAACGUUUUGGUAAAAGCCAACCAAGUACGAGGUAGAUACUUCAUGUCUACCAGGGCCUUCAUGGACGCUCCAAUCCCAGUAGAUAACAAAACAGCCACAGCUAUUCUUCAAUACAAAGGUGUCCCAAACACUGUCCUCCCACUCCUCCCACAAUUACCGGCUAGAAAUGACACAGCUUUUGCGCUUAGCUACAACAAGAAACUGCGAAGCUUGAACUCUGCACAGUACCCUGCUAAUGUUCCUCUCAAAGUCGACAGAAACCUGUUUUACACUAUUGGUUUGAGCAAGAAUUCGUGCCCCACAUGCGUGAAUGGAACUAGGUUACUUGCUUCCUUAAACAACAUCUCUUUUGUGAUGCCCAAGACUGCGCUUCUUCAAGCUCACUACUUUAAUCUGAAGGGAGUGUUCAGAACUGAUUUCCCCGAUCGGCCUCCAACCACUUUCAACUAUACCGGUGCACCAUUGGCUGCUAAUCUUGGAACUUCCACAGGCACGAGGAUUAGCAAGAUUGCCUUCAAUUCUACAGUUGAUCUGGUUCUGCAGGACACGAAUCUGCUCACUGUUGAGUCACACCCAUUCCAUCUCCAUGGAUACAACUUCUUUGUGGUUGGUACUGGCAUUGGCAAUUUCGAUCCAGCAAAAGACCCUGCGAAAUAUAACUUGGUAGAUCCUAUGGAGAGAAACACUGUUGGUGUUCCCACCGGUGGAUGGACUGCAAUUCGUUUCCGUGCUGAUAAUCCAGGUGUUUGGUUCAUGCAUUGCCAUUUAGAGCUGCACACUGGUUGGGGGUUAAAAACGGCGUUCGUGGUAGAAGAUGGACCGGGACAAGAUCAAUCUGUUCUGCCUCCGCCCAAGGAUCUUCCACAAUGUUAGCUUCAAAUUUGGAUUUGUUUGGAAUGUAAUUUGGUGAUUUAAUUGUGAUUUAGUUGUUUGUAUGCUAAGCUUUCAUGCAUAAGUUGCGGAAAGUUUGGUUACGAGAUAUAAUGGGAGAGAACAAUCCAAUACCAACAUCAUAUCAUAAUGUAAUAAAAUGUCAAAAAUGUACUAACCAACCAGGCUAUACUUGUCCUCGCGUUUCCUUUUUUUUUUUGGGUAACAUGUUCUUGUGUUUCUUGUUACUCUGACCUGUAAUUUGUUCAACAUUCUCUUGUAUUCUUCACCCUAGAAUGAAAUAAAAUUAAAGUUACCACUUUUUAUAUUGACA
Molecule: messenger RNA, 2068 nt
Organism: Neltuma alba
Lineage: Eukaryota; Viridiplantae; Streptophyta; Magnoliopsida; Fabales; Fabaceae
Product: laccase-11-like
Exons: 6
Coding region: 43-1737 (564 amino acids)
Biological process (GO): lignin catabolic process
Cellular component (GO): apoplast
Molecular function (GO): copper ion binding; hydroquinone:oxygen oxidoreductase activity
Source: RefSeq, a predicted model, not a curated record